Messenger RNA from Paramacrobiotus metropolitanus, 1930 nucleotides. Its product is annotated as protein cereblon-like. The record is from RefSeq and is a predicted model, not a curated record. The transcript is spliced from 4 exons. The coding region runs from base 190 to 1518 and encodes 442 amino acids. NCBI's taxonomy places the organism in Eukaryota, Metazoa, Tardigrada, Eutardigrada, Parachela, Macrobiotidae.
GUAGACUCAAGUAGUGUUUUUGGUUCUCGAUGAGGACGAGUAAGUACUUUACCUUACUUUUCACAGGAUAGGUUACCAUAAGUAAUAGUGUAUUAGUUGCGAUAUUUUGUUUGUUUUGCCAUCUUCGUUGAUUAAAAUGCUAUGCUGAACGACGAUUAAAACUUUUAUCUGGAGAAUCCCGGUCAGCAGAUGAACAGACUGCGCCGAAUCGUUCGGAGACUAUCCAUGGCUGAGAAUGGCGAAUCCCAUAACAAUGGCUCGGGGGAUAGUCAACAUCGCGAAGAUACCUCUGCAUCCAGCUCACGCAACUUCGAUCUGACGCUCCCCAGUCGACAUACCUAUCUUGGGGAUUUGCGCGAAGUGUCGAGCACCCCGUAUUAUCCCGAAGGCGAUUUAGUUCUGCUCCCUGUAGUCCAUAUUCCCGAUGUAGUUCUGAUGCCACAUCAGCAGAUUCCGAUCAAUGUGGAGCCUUACGAACUGGAUCUCAAUCCCAUUCUCAACGAUCUGCUGGAUGUGGAACAUCAGCGUAAAGGAUUCGUGUGCAUGGCUGCACAAACGGGACACGAUGAGCAUUUUUUGUCCAUGCAUCCAUAUUACUAUUUUGGAACCAUCGCCUCGGUUGUUCGCAUCGAGAACUCUGAUGUUCAGCACGGCGAAGACGAAGGAAUCCGCAUGAUUGUCAAGGGAUGUCAGCGGUGUUAUUUGAAGAAAUCAGUCGUUGAAGGUGGCGCGAUCUACCAGAAACACUACGGAUGGUUCCGCAUCUUACCAGUAUGUACCAUGCCGAACCCUCUGGCGCAGGCAACGCCGAACGAGUGGAAAACAGCGCUUGCAUCCGUUAACUGUCGCAGUUUCGGAGCCUACUGUACUUCCUUGAUGCCUCCCGUAUUCUCCACACUGGAAGUCAACUCUUUGGUCGAAGCCAUAACUGCAGAGAUCAAAACGUGGCAGAUGACCGAUGGUUAUCCUCAAGAUCCCCUUGAUUUCUCGUACUUUGUGGCGUCUAAUUUGCCGGUAUCGGCCCAGACCCGGUUGCAGUUAUUGGGCGCCGUGAGCACUGCUCACCGUUUGCGAGCGUGUCUGAAAAUGCUUCGAGCCUACAACCAGCUGGACUGUUUUGAUUGUCACACCAUGGUGGCUGCGAAAGAGGACGGCAUCUGCAUGACCCGCGAAGGUCUGACCACGGCUUACAUGAAUCCGGGCGGUCUGACUCAGGAAAUCUUUACAGUAAAGAAAGUCUCUCCGAAUAUUUAUUUUCAUGGCAAGCCCACGUUGGAGUUUACCUGGUUUCCCGGAUACACAUGGAGGCAUGCUGCAUGUGGAACAUGCCAUAGCCACCUGGGAUGGCGGUAUGACGCAGUGCGUAAAGAUAUGCAUCCACAGCAGUUCUUUGGUCUGCAGCGUGAAGAAGUCUUACCUAGUAUCAAUCCGACAACGCAGAUGAACCCGGAAGAACGGCUGCGCUAUAUCGAAGAGCAAAUGAUGGAAAUGAUGCCAAUCACAUAUCGCGAGCUCUGAAGGAUUAGAGUAGCGGCGAUCUGGUGACAAUAGUUCUUUCGUUUCUAUUACAUGUAAGUGCUUAAGUUCUUGUAACUAGCAAAAAGUAUAAACUACCAGAAAGUAUUGUAUGGAAACAGAAGUUGCGAGAACCUUGCAUCGUGACUUUAGAGUUGUUCAUUUUAAGAUCCAGCAUGACACACCUGUACAUACAAUUUAAUUAUGUGAAUAUGUUGAAAGGUUUCUUCUGUAAAUAAAUAUGUAUUAAUAUGGUUUUCUUUGUUAUCGAUCCAUAUGUAUUUUUAAUGACGGAGUGAAAACUUGGUUGGAAACUUGAAAGAACUGUGGAUGUGAUACCGUUGUUCCGUUUGCAAUACGUCUUGACUACGUUGUGUCAAACGUUUGUUAGUUUAAUAAAGCUGCAGGAGGCAGA